Messenger RNA from Panicum virgatum (switchgrass), 991 nucleotides. RefSeq lists its product as uncharacterized. The transcript is spliced from 2 exons. NCBI's taxonomy places the organism in Eukaryota, Viridiplantae, Streptophyta, Magnoliopsida, Poales, Poaceae. Bases 31 to 465 code for a protein of 144 amino acids. The record is from RefSeq and is a predicted model, not a curated record.
CAUCCAACCCUAGCUUCUAUUCCGGCCACCAUGUCGCGGCAGAAACGGGCGGCGGCGGCGGCGGCAAUGCAAAAUCUGCUGAAGGUGGAUGCGGCUCGGGUGCGCAAGGCAGCCGCGACGCAAUCGCGGAAGGAUGUGGCGGCGCCGAUGCGGAAGGCCCCGGGGCAAGUUCGGGAUUGGGCGGCGCCGAUGCGGAAGCAGAGGACUUCGGGCGUAGCGGCGCAUGUGCCGGAGCAGAGGACUUUGGGCGGAGCGGCGCUUGUGGGUGCAUAUGGCUCCGGCAGCUUCUUCAAUGGGGGCGCCGACGGUUUCUUUGGCAGUGGUGGACAGAACCCCAUUCAGCCAUGGAUGUCUCAGUCUUCGGAUCCUUCAACAUGGGGUCAAAAUGCAACACCUCCUGGAAGAAUUGUCCAAAAGCAUGGGCUGGCAUGUUCACUCGUGGUGACAAAGGAAAACCUACCAUGAUCCUUGAGGCGGUAGCAUCUCGCGACCUUCGUAUAUGGCAUGCUUUUUUCGGUACUGCUGGGUCUCAAAAUGAUAUCCAAGUGUUAAACAAGUCACCAUUAUUCAUUCAAGCGAUAAAAGGAGAAGCCCCCCGAGUGAAUUAUAUUGUAAAUGGAACGCAGUAUGACAUGGGUUACUAUCUUGCCGAUGGGAUAUAUCCUGAGUGGGCAGCCUUUGUGAAGACAAUAAAAAAGCCCCAAACGGAGAAAUAUAAAUUAUUUGCGCAGCGACAAGAAGGGGCAAGGAAGGAUGUCGAGUGCGCAUUUGGUGUGUUGCAAUCUCGUUUUGAUAUUGUCAACCGUCCGGCACGGUUAUGGAAAAGGAAUGAUGUUGUUAAUAUAAUGCAAGCUUGCGUUAUCCUGCAUAAUAUGAUAGUGGAAGAUGAGAAAGAGUUAGUUCGAAUUCCAUUGGAUUUGAAUGAGAAUCCGAGUGCAACCAUUGUCCUACCACCGGAAGUGAGUACAAAUGAGAACCCUAAUCCAUGCUU